Messenger RNA from Plutella xylostella (diamondback moth), 2264 nucleotides. RefSeq names its product glutaminase (gene GLS). Gene Ontology annotation, biological process: L-glutamine catabolic process. Gene Ontology annotation, molecular function: glutaminase activity; protein binding. NCBI's taxonomy places the organism in Eukaryota, Metazoa, Arthropoda, Insecta, Lepidoptera, Plutellidae. The record is from RefSeq and is a predicted model, not a curated record.
UCAGACAUUCCUAAUUGAUAAAAGAUAGCGAAGAGAUAAUAGAGAUUGUGUCCUAUGACCGUGACGAUUCAUUGCGAUAAGGUUCCUCGCGACAAUGCAAACGCCUGCGUCACAGCACGACAGGUAAACAGAGAUUAGGUGGAGAGUCACGGUGUGGGUGGGGCGCAGCGGGCGCCUGCGCGGUGCGGGCCCCCGGGCGCGGGCUGCCAGCCCUCAGUGCCGCCGCCGCCAUGCACGCUCCACUACGGCGCCUCGCCGCCUCCACCGGCACCAUCCUCCGAGAACCAACCCUCUGCUCCUGCUACCGACACUACAGCCAAGUCAGACCUGUCUACCAAAUUAAAGGCGAAAAGUGGCGAAAAUCUCCGUCUGGAUUUUAUGCUGCUCAGAGUUCUCAAUUACUUGAUCUAUGCAGGAGCUAUUCGUUCGUCCACACCGACGAUCCUAAUUCUUCCGUAAGCGAAGGAACACUGAAAAAUGCCGACGACGUAUUAUUCGACAUGUUCAAGAAUGAGGAAACAGGACUCCUGCCUGUGGGGAAGUUUCUGGCCGCCCUGAGAACAACGGGCAUCAGGAAGAACGACCCAAGACUGAAAGACGUGAUGCUCAACCUUUACAACGUGCACAAGAAGUCUAACUUCGAGGGCUCCCCCGAAACCCUGAAGCUAGACAGAAAGACGUUCAAGGAGGUGAUCCUGCCCAACAUAGUGCUCAUCACCCGAGCCUUCCGCAGCCAGUUCGUCAUUCCGGACUUCCAGGACUUCAUCAAGGAUAUAGAGGAGAUGUACUGGGCGGCAAAGAGCAACGGCGACGGGAAGGUGGCCAGCUACAUCCCGCAACUAGCUAGAGCUUCUAGUGAUAAUUGGGGUGUCAGCAUCUGCACCAUUGACGGUCAACGGUUCUCCAUAGGUGACGUGACAUCCCCCUUCACCCUGCAGUCGUGCAGCAAGCCGCUGACGUACGCGAUGGCGCUGGAGACCCUCGGGCCCGACGUGGUGCACGGCUACGUGGGCACCGAGCCCAGCGGACGGAACUUCAACGAACUAGUGUUGGACUAUAACAUGAAGCCGCACAACCCAAUGAUAAACGCAGGCGCUAUCCUCGUUUGCUCUCUGUUGAAGACUCUGGACAAACCCGAAAUGACACUGGCCGAGAAGUUUGACUACGUCAUGUCGUUCUUCAGCCGUCUGGCAGGAAACGAGCCCCUGGCCUUUAACAACGCAGUGUUCCUGUCAGAGAGAGAGGCGGCCGACAGGAACUAUGCCCUCGGGUUUUAUAUGAGGGAGUACAAAUGCUUCCCCGAGAAAACCAACUUCCGUGAAUGCAUGGACUUCUAUUUUCAGUGCUGUUCCAUGGAGGCUAACUGCGACAUUAUGGCUAUAAUGGCGGCUACGCUCGCAAACGGUGGAAUCUGCCCCAUUUCCGACGACAAAGUCCUCAGACCAGACUCUGUUCGGAACGUGCUGUCUUUGAUGCACAGUUGUGGAAUGUACGACUACUCCGGUCAGUUCGCGUUCAAAGUAGGGCUCCCAGCCAAGUCAGGGGUGUCUGGAGCCAUGCUGAUUGUUGUACCCAACGUCAUGGGUAUUUGUACGUGGUCGCCGCCUCUUGACCCCCUUGGAAACAGCUGCAGGGGGUUGCAAUUUUGCGAUGACCUCAUCAAAAGAUUUAACUUCCACAAAUACGACAACAUUCGCUAUGCGAGUCACAAGAAGGACCCGCGACGCUACAAGUUCGAGUCCACAGGUCUCAACAUCGUCAACCUGCUCUUCUCUGCUGCCAGUGGCGACCUCAGCGCUUUGAGAAGACACCACCUGUCAGGCAUGGACAUGACUCUAUCAGACUACGACGGCCGCACAGCGCUACACCUGGCAGCGGCCGAGGGGCACCUCGCCUGUGUCACCUUCCUCUUGGCCCAGUGUGGGGUGCCCCACGACCCGCGCGACCGCUGGGGCAGCCGGCCCCUCAACGAGGCGGAGACCUUCGGACACACCCCCGUUGUACAAUACCUUAAAGAGUGGGAGCGACUCUACCCUGAAGGCAAAGUCGAAGCGGCACCCUCCUCCGUAGAUGAAAUACUACAAGUUAAGCCAGACGCGGACGAUGCAGUGAAAGAUCCCAGCAUACAGGAAAUAGUAACAAGAAAUGGUGAUAGUAAGGAGAAGUGAAUCUGAUUGGCACAAGUUGUUUGCGAUUGGCUGAUAAUUUUUGCUAUUUUUGUUUGUAGGUAGAUAAGAUUGUGCAGUUGCUACAUUCGAAUAAAA